AUGGACAGGCGAGCCUCUUCCACCCCGUUACAUGGACAGGCGAGCCUUUUCCACCCCGUUACAUGGACAGGCGAGCCUCUUCCACCCCGUUACAUGGACAGGCGAGCCUCUUCCACCCCGUUACAUGGACAGGCGAGCCUCUUCCACCCCGUUACAUGGACAGGCGAGCCUCUUCCACCCCGUUACCUGGACAGGCGAGCCUCUUCCACCCCGUUACCUGGACAGGCGAGCCUCUUCCACCCCGUUACCUGGACAGGCGAGCCUCUUCCACCCCGUUACCUGGACAGGCGAGCCUCUUCCACCCCGUUACCUGGACAGGCGAGCCUCUUCCACCCCGUUACCUGGACAGGCGAGCCUCUUCCACCCCGUUACCUGGACAGGCGAGCCUCUUCCACCCCGUUACCUGGACAGGCGAGCCUCUUCCACCCCGUUACCUGGACAGGCGAGCCUCUUCCACCCCGUUACCUGGACAGGCGAGCCUCUUCCACCCCGUUACCUGGACAGGCGAGCCUCUUCCACCCCGUUACCUGGACAGGCGAGCCUCUUCCACCCCGUUACCUGGACAGGCGAGCCUCUUCCACCCCGUUACCUGGACAGGCGAGCCUCUUCCACCCCGUUACCUGGACAGGCGAGCCUCUUCCACCCCGUUACCUGGACAGGCGAGCCUCUUCCACCCCGUUACCUGGACAGGCGAGCCUCUUCCACCCCGUUACCUGGACAGGCGAGCCUCUUCCACCCCGUUACCUGGACAGGCGAGCCUCUUCCACCCCGUUACCUGGACAGGCGAGCCUCUUCCACCCCGUUACCUGGACAGGCGAGCCUCUUCCACCCCGUUACCUGGACAGGCGAGCCUCUUCCACCCCGUUUCCUGGACAGGCGAGCCUCUUCCACCCCGUUACCUGGACAGGCGAGCCUCUUCCACCCCCGUUACCUGGACAGGCGAGCCUCUUCCACCCCGUUACCUGGACAGGCGAGCCUCUUCCACCCCGUUACCUGGACAGGCGAGCCUCUUCCACCCCGUUACCUGGACAGGCGAGCCUCUUCCACCCCGUUACCUGGACAGGCGAGCCUCUUCCACCCCGUUACCUGGACAGGCGAGCCUCUUCCACCCCGUUACCUGGACAGGUGAGCCUCUUCCACCCCGUUACCUGGACAGGUGAGCCUCUUCCACCCCGUUACCUGGACAGGUGA
Procambarus clarkii (red swamp crayfish) is the source of this 1191-nucleotide messenger RNA. Lineage: Eukaryota; Metazoa; Arthropoda; Malacostraca; Decapoda; Cambaridae. The record is from RefSeq and is a predicted model, not a curated record.